Messenger RNA from Phasianus colchicus (ring-necked pheasant), 1256 nucleotides. The record is from RefSeq and is a predicted model, not a curated record. NCBI's taxonomy places the organism in Eukaryota, Metazoa, Chordata, Aves, Galliformes, Phasianidae.
GUCUUUUAUUGGCUGAGGGAGAGCAGGGAGGCCCGCCUCAAUGAAGAUGGCGGCUCGCAGGGUGGGCGCGCCGCUCUGAGGCGCUGCGGAAAGGUGAUGGCGGGGGUCAGAGGCGGGGGGGACCCCCGGGAGCCUCCCCGAAAUCUUCAGGGUCUUUUAGAGAUGGCGGUGGCGGCCACCGGGCCUCAACCGGAGCCUCGUGAGCCGAUGGGCGAGGAGCGGCAGCGCUGGCUGCGGGCGGCCGUGGCCGAGGCUCUGGGAGGCACCGGGCAGGAGGUGGAGGAGCUGCGGCGCUGCCUGGAGGUGUUGGCCCGGCCGUGUCCCGGGGAAGAAGCGGCCGAAAGGGGCCCGGGAGAGACGGCGUCCCACGAACGGGCCUUGGAGGUCCUGGCAGAGCUGUGUGAGAGCCUCGAUAACGCGACAGAUUUCUGUGCCCUCGGAGGACUGGAGGUGGUGUUAGGACUGCUGGGACAUCCAUGGGCCCCUCUGCGUGCCGGGGCUGCUCGGGUGGUGGGAGCGUGUGCCCAGAACCUGCCGGGAGCCCAGGGGAGGGCGCUGGCACUGGGGGCCCUUCCUGCCCUCCUGGAGUGUCUGCGGGGGGACCCUGAUCCCCGUGUGCCCCCCCGUGCCCUCUUCGCUGUGUCCUGCUUAGUGCGGGCUCAAGCUGAGGGCCUGGCCCAGUUUGAGAGCCUAGGGGGACUGGAGGUGCUGGGAGGGGCCCUGCAGAGCCCCCAGGCCCCUCUGCGUGCCCGAGCUGCCUUCCUGCUGCACAGCCUGUUGCGUGAGCACCCCCACCUCAAGGAACCCCUGUGUCGCCUGGGGAUGGUGCCACAACUUGUGGCUCUCCUGCGAACGGAGCACGAUGGUGCCCAUGAGCACAUCCUGGGAGCACUCUGCAGUUUGGCCUCAGAUUUCCCGAGGGUGAUCCAGGAGUGCCGUGUCCCCGACCUGAGGAUGGAAGAGCUGCUGCGGGAGCGCCGGUGCCUCCUGCAGGGCCGUGAGGAGUUCCAGGAGGAGUUGGAGUUCUGUGAGCGACUGCUGCAGCUCUGCUUCGAGACCCCCACUGAGGAGAGUACAAUGGACCGGUGACCAUGGAAACCCCCCGCCCCCCAAAUCAAGGAGAGCACCAUGAGACCUCCCCCCACAAGUUAAGAGAGCACCGUGGGACUCUUCCUUAGAAACGUCCUGCCAAGAACAGAAAGAACCAUGGGCUGGUAACCAGCGUGGGGGGGUAAUAAAGGUUUCACUCCUGUUCA